GGACGAGAUCGGCUCUCCAGGGACCCGAUCCGACGGUCGCCGAGCGCGCGCAAGGAACAGGGGCUCAAAAUCCGCUCCGCUUCUGCAGGAUUCGAUCUGUUCGAGGAGGGACGGAGGGGGUACGCUGCUCCUGGUGAUGACGAUGAUGAUGAUGAUCGAUUGAAUUGGAGGCGAUUUGGGGAGGCCGGGAUUCUUAGAUGGAAAUGGACUACGUGUCCGAAUUCCCCCACAUUCACUCGGAUCGGCGUCCCAGGAAGAGGCCGAGGUUAGCUUGGGAGCCUCUUCCGAAGGCUCAGUCAGGAGUUUUUUGUGGGCAAGAGCUUGGGAAUGUGACAAGCUAUGGACCUCCCAGAGUACUCCAGGACCAUGCUAGUCUUUUUGUGAGGGGAUUGGAUCAAAAGGGCUCUCCCCCAUGGCGAGAUGAUGACAAGGAUGGGCAUUACAUGUUUGCAGUUGGAGAUAAUUUAACUUCUCGCUAUAAAAUCAACCGGAAAGUUGGGGAAGGCACUUUUGGACAGGUUCUGGAGUGCUGGGAUAGAGAAGCUAAGGAAAUGGUUGCCAUAAAAGUUGUGCGAAGCAUUAAAAAGUAUCGUGAAGCUGCAAUGAUAGAAAUAGACGUGCUCCAGUUGCUUGGGAGAUAUGACAGAACAGGCAGCCGGUGAAUGCAUCGUGCCUCAUAUGCUAUCUUGCUUUAUUGUUUAUGCUGCUUUUGGUUGAUAUAAAAGAAAUGUGGCUGUUCAUUCUUUGCAGUUGUGUUCAAAUAAGGGACUCAUUUGACUAUCGUAACCAUAUCUGCAUUGUGUUUGAAAUGCUUGGACCAAGCUUGUUCGAUUUUCUUCGGAAAAACAGUUAUCGCCCAUUUCCAGUUGAUCUUGUCCGGGAACUUGGCAGACAGCUUUUGGAGUGUGUAGCAUGUCUGUGUUAUGCAUGAUAUGCGCCUCAUUCACACAGAUUUAAAGCCUGAGAACAUACUAUUUGUAUCGGCAGACUAUGUGAAAGUACCUGACUACAAGGCAACAUCUCGAUCACCAAAAGAAGGAAAUUACUAUAAGAGGUUGCCAAAGUCAAGUGCUAUUAAGGUCAUUGAUUUUGGAAGCACUGCUUACGGGCAUAGAAGUCACAACUAUAUUGUAUCAACGAGGCACUACCGAGCACCAGAAGUUAUUCUUGGGCUUGGAUGGAGUUAUCCAUGUGAUAUAUGGAGUGUUGGCUGUAUCCUGGUGGAACUGUGCUCGGGGGAAGCUUUAUUUCAGACUCAUGAAAAUCUAGAGCACUUGGCCAUGAUGGAGAGGGUUUUAGGACCAUUGCCUCAGCAUAUAUUGAAAAGAGCAGAUCGACAUGCUGAGAAGUAUGUUAAAAGGGGAAGACUGGACUGGCCAGAAGGGGCAACAUCCCGGGACAGCAUUAGAGCUGUUCUAAAAUUACCUCGUCUUCAGAACCUAAUAAUGCAGCACGUGGAUCACUCUGCUGGGGAUUUAAUUGACCUCGUGCAGGGUCUUCUUAGGUAUGAACCAUCUGAAAGGCUAACCGCCCAUGAAGCCCUCAGACAUCCCUUCUUUUCCAGGGAUCAUUACAGGAGGUUUUAGGAAAAUAUGGUUUGCUCCGCUCUGCUGGCAAUCUGAUGUACUGCUGGAGCAUUAUGUCAUUCUAUUCGCUCCACAGAUUAGAGAGAUCGAUUUGGUUCUUGAAUUGCUGUUGGAAGUGACAUAUGAAGAAGCAGAUUUUAAAAAGAAACAAGAAAGAGAAAAAAGUAGGAAGAAUAUUCCACCAUCACCCAGAGCCUCUUAAUUGAGCUAUUGUAGAUAACCCCAUUGUCAAGUGAAGCUUUAUCCUUGUCCAAGAUUGCAAGUUUUGUAUCUUUACAAUAUUUUGUAUCGAUUCUUUCUUGUCCCUUACACUUUUUCGACAAUGAGCUUUGCCUCGAUGCGCUGCUCAUAAGAAACUUAGGAUCAUCAGUUCCGUAAAUGAAAGCAGAGCUGCAUUACUAGAGAACCAAUUUGGAAAUGAGAUUGGAGAAGGCAGUUCAUCUGGAGAUGUUGUAAAUUUGGGAGUAAAAUAAAUGUUUGUUUCAUGAUCA
Molecule: messenger RNA, 2077 nt
Organism: Eucalyptus grandis
Lineage: Eukaryota; Viridiplantae; Streptophyta; Magnoliopsida; Myrtales; Myrtaceae
Product: serine/threonine-protein kinase AFC1
Exons: 11
Coding region: 924-1586 (220 amino acids)
Biological process (GO): protein phosphorylation
Cellular component (GO): nucleus
Molecular function (GO): ATP binding; protein kinase activity
Source: RefSeq, a predicted model, not a curated record